Helobdella robusta is the source of this 618-nucleotide messenger RNA. RefSeq lists its product as hypothetical. The transcript has 3 exons. The record is from RefSeq and is a predicted model, not a curated record. Lineage: Eukaryota; Metazoa; Annelida; Clitellata; Rhynchobdellida; Glossiphoniidae. The coding region runs from base 1 to 618 and encodes 205 amino acids.
AUGGAAACUCCUCUCAUUGGAAUAAAACUACCAAAGACCCUAAAACAUUGGACGGAAGCAAAUACAUACUUCCAACUCCACAGAACGUCCUUACCAAAUGUAUCCGACAUCAACAAUUUCACCACCUCAUUCCAAUCACUGAUAUACAAUUAUUUUGCAUCCAACUACGGCACCUUAAACCCAUCAUUCAGCAUCGACGACUGCAAGAAAUAUUUUUACAACAUACUCCACGACCCAUUUCAUAACAAGUUUCGCCUCUCGAACUGGGUUCCAACAUUGCAACAACCAACAAUUUCAUGCAACAUCGACCCCCCAAAAUACCACGAAAUAGCAACAGUCAUUAGAAAAUGCAAACUUAGAGCAUCCCCCUGUCCACUUGAUCAAAUCUCAAUAAUUGUCUUCAAAAAAUGCCCUAUGCUGCGCACAUUCCUUCACCAAUUAAUAGUCGAAUGCUGGAGCAAACCGCACAAACAAAAUCCGCAAAAUUUAGAAAUUUUUAUCCUCAACUGCGGUUUGAAACAGCAUUGCGGAUAUCCGCUUGGGUCAUUACCAUACACACGGUUUGCUGAGUUUACUGCCAUUAACCUAAAAUUUGCAGUCUUAUUCAGUCAGAACUAA